CUGUUUAAUGGUGUUGAUGUGACAUUGUGUCACCAUAUGAAUCUGCAGUUUGACAGGACGAGUCGCACACCUGAUACUCAGGAUGUCUCGUCUGUAUUUCUUGUGUCUGUUGCCUCUGCUGUCUGUCACAUGGGCCCACCCACACCUCUCCGCGUGGUCACAUGACAUGGUCAACAUCAUCAAUACGGCCAAGACCACCUGGACGGCUGGUGUGAACUUUCAGAAUGUGGAUUACAGCUAUCUAAAGUCACUCUGUGGAACUCUUCUGAAGGGCCCCAGACUACCUGAUACGGUGAAACACGCUACCAAUAUUGAACUGCCGGACAGUUUUGACCCGCGGAAGGAGUGGCCCUACUGUAAAACCCUCAAUCAGAUCCGAGAUCAGGGUUCCUGUGGGUCAUGCUGGGCGUUUGGAGCGGUUGAAGCCAUCUCAGAUCGCAUCUGCAUCCACAGCAAAGGCAACGUGUCUGUGGAGAUCUCGGCAGAAGACCUGCUGUCCUGCUGCGAUGAAUGUGGAUUCGGAUGUUCCGGAGGUUAUCCGGCAGAAGCGUGGAAUUACUGGACCAGUUCUGGGUUGGUGACUGGAGGACUCUACGGCUCCAAUGUCGGCUGCAGACCGUACACUAUUCCUCCCUGUGAGCAUCAUGUUAACGGCACACGACCCCCGUGCUCAGGUGAACAGGACACACCUGAGUGUAAUGCUCAGUGCAUUUCACAGUACACUGUGCCCUACAUAAAAGACAAACACUUCGGCAUCAAGUCAUUCAACGUCCCUUCUGACCAGAAGCAGAUCAUGACCGAGUUAUACAACAACGGUCCAGUGGAGGCAGCCUUCACCGUCUAUGAAGACUUCUUGCUUUACAAGACAGGUGUAUACAAGCAUGUAACAGGGUCCGUUCUGGGCGGACACGCUGUGAAGAUCCUGGGCUGGGGAGAGGAGAAAGGAACGCCGUACUGGCUGGUGGCAAACUCCUGGAACACUGACUGGGGCGACAAGGGUUAUUUUAAGAUUCUCAGAGGUAAUGAUGAAUGUGGGAUUGAGAGUGAAAUGGUGGCUGGUGUUCCGCAGGUGUGAGGACUGAAUGAACGGGCGCAUGACACAAAUCUGUGCUGAACUGUGUUUCUGGUUUUGUUUUGAUUGAUGCUGGAUGCCCACUGAAAAACCUGAAAAUGUGGAAAUGUAAAAAUCAUGGAAAUUUCUAUAGAAACGAUAUUUUUUCUAGCUGAAUUUUUAACUGGCUAUAAAUUGUUCUUUGCGAGUGCGAUCUCUAUAACAUGCUUUUAAUUAACAUUCUUAUUUAGUGUUUACAAACAAUUGGAAAACAUGGAAAUCCAUUGGACAAAUGUUGAAGUGACUCUAUUGAUUUGUUUAUUGUUUGUAACACUUUUAUAAGAAUAUGAUUGGAUACCAUAAAGGGAAAUAAAUACUGUAUCUUUA
Xyrauchen texanus (razorback sucker) is the source of this 1438-nucleotide messenger RNA. It is a transcript of the gene ctsbb, whose product is annotated as cathepsin Bb. Gene Ontology annotation, biological process: regulation of catalytic activity. The record is from RefSeq and is a predicted model, not a curated record. Gene Ontology annotation, cellular component: lysosome. NCBI's taxonomy places the organism in Eukaryota, Metazoa, Chordata, Actinopteri, Cypriniformes, Catostomidae. Gene Ontology annotation, molecular function: cysteine-type endopeptidase activity. The transcript has 10 exons. Bases 83 to 1075 code for a protein of 330 amino acids.